GGUUGAGGAGUGGGGUGGGGGGCGGGGGGAAACAUGGCUCCGCGAGGUUGGCUGCGUUCCACCCUCCCCCGGAGUGUUGGCGGCAACGGCCCCCGGGCCCACAGGCUGUCUCGGCCUCUCUGGUUGCUCCUCUCACUGGGCGUCUUUGGCUGGGCCAGGGCUUCGGACGGCGCUGGCAGAGCGGUGAGAGCCAUGGACGAGGAGAUCGUGUCCGAGAAGCAAGCUGAGGAGAGCCACCGGCAGGACAGCGCCAAUCUGCUUAUCUUCAUCUUGCUGCUCACCCUCACCAUUCUCACGAUCUGGCUCUUCAAGCACCGCCGGGCCCGCUUCCUUCACGAAACCGGCCUGGCAAUGAUUUAUGGUCUUUUUGUGGGCCUUGUGCUUCGAUAUGGAAUUCAUGUUCCAAGUGAUAUAAAUAACGUGACCCUGAGCUGUGAAGUGCAGUCAAGCCCAACUACCUUAUUGGUAAAUGUUAGUGGAAAAUUUUAUGAGUAUACACUGAAAGGCGAAAUUAGUCCACAUGAACUCAAUAACAUUCAAGAUAAUGACAUGCUUAGAAAGGUUACUUUUGAUCCAGAAGUAUUUUUCAACAUAUUACUUCCUCCUAUCAUAUUUUAUGCAGGAUAUAGUCUGAAAAGAAGACAUUUCUUUCGAAACCUUGGGUCUAUUCUAGCGUAUGCUUUUCUUGGAACAGCAAUUUCUUGUUUCGUAAUUGGGUCAAUAAUGUAUGGCUGUGUAACACUGAUGAAAGUAACUGGACAACUUGCGGGAGAUUUUUACUUUACAGAUUGCCUGCUGUUCGGUGCCAUUGUAUCAGCAACUGAUCCAGUGACUGUUCUUGCCAUAUUCCACGAGCUUCAAGUUGAUGUUGAACUUUAUGCACUUCUUUUUGGUGAAAGUGUUCUCAAUGAUGCUGUUGCCAUAGUGCUAUCUUCCUCAAUAGUGGCAUACCAGCCAGCUGGAGACAACAGCCACACCUUUGAUGUCACAGCCAUGUUCAAAUCGAUUGGGAUUUUCCUUGGGAUCUUCAGUGGAUCUUUUGCAAUGGGUGCUGCUACUGGAGUGGUGACAGCUUUAGUGACAAAGUUCACCAAAUUACGGGAGUUCCAGUUGUUGGAGACAGGCUUGUUCUUCUUGAUGUCCUGGAGUACCUUCCUCUUGGCUGAAGCAUGGGGUUUCACGGGAGUGGUUGCAGUAUUGUUCUGUGGCAUCACACAGGCCCAUUAUACAUACAAUAAUUUGUCCACAGAGUCUCAGCAUAGAACUAAACAGUUGUUUGAGCUUCUCAAUUUCUUGGCAGAGAAUUUCAUCUUCUCCUACAUGGGACUGACUCUGUUCACCUUCCAGAAUCAUGUCUUUAACCCAACAUUUGUAGUAGGAGCAUUUAUUGCUAUUUUCUUGGGGAGAGCUGCUAAUAUUUACCCCUUGUCCCUCUUACUUAAUUUGGGUAGAAGAAGUAAGAUUGGAUCAAAUUUUCAACACAUGAUGAUGUUUGCUGGCCUUCGUGGUGCAAUGGCAUUUGCCUUGGCCAUUCGAGAUACUGCCACUUAUGCACGACAAAUGAUGUUCAGCACCACACUUCUGAUUGUGUUUUUUACCGUAUGGGUAUUUGGUGGUGGCACCACUGCCAUGCUGUCAUGCUUGCAUAUAAGGUACUGUGCUAGACUCUGGGGCUACAGAGAUGAAUUGAGACAUGACCUUUACUCUCAAGCAGCUCACAGUCUAUUUGGGGAGACUGACAGGGUUGGUGUUGAUUCAGACCAAGAACAUUUGGGUAUUCCUGAAAAUGAAAGAAGAACUACCAAAGCCGAGAGUGCCUGGCUUUUCCGGAUAUGGUACAACUUUGAUCAUAACUAUCUGAAGCCUCUGCUCACCCAUAGUGGGCCUCCUCUCACAACAACACUCCCUGCCUGCUGUGGACCCAUUGCCAGAUGCCUAACCAGCCCCCAGGCUUAUGAAAACCAGGAGCAAUUGAAAGAUGAUGAUUCUGAUCUUAUUCUCAAUGAUGGUGAUAUUAGUUUGACGUAUGGGGAUUCUACUGUGAGCACUGAAUCAGCAACAUCGGGUGGCCCAAGGAGAUUUAUGGGCAACAGUUCUGAAGAUGCCUUGGAUCGCGAGCUUGCAUUUGGGGACCAUGAACUGGUCAUUCGGGGAACACGCCUGGUUCUUCCUAUGGAUGAUUCCGAACCCCCAUUAAAUUUGUUAGAUAAUACAAGACACAGUCCAGCCUAAACUUACUAAUACUCACUUAGUGAUUUGUAAAAUUUGCACAUGUGAUUGUGAAGAAAUUCGUACUACCUAAAAAGUCGCAGUGCAUGUCUGAAUGUUUAAGCUAUAUAAAUGCUAUUUAUAUGGCAUUGAAAGAAUAUAAAUAUGUACGAGGCAGAUUGUGAACAAACUCUUCUUUUAUGUUUUAUUGGCUGCACUAUGUAGACUGGAUCUGUUAUAGAAAUUUUUAAGUGAAGUGUGUUCCGUUAACUUUAUGUCUCAGUUAAAAUAUAAAAAGUGACAGAGUUACUCUUUCUUAUAUUAACCUGACACUUAACAAGAGUACCAUGUUUUUGUGAUGUGAAUUAAUUUUGUUUUGUGGGAGGGGAGGGGAAGAAGAAAGAGGGAAUGUUCUUUCAGGGGAAGCCCAGGGAGGAGAGGUUCCUUUGUUGGGAAACUUGUGUUGAUUGCUGCUGCCUUUGUCCUGACCUUUUCUUUCCUUUUUUCUCUGGUGGCCUAUUGUGGCACAAGAGGCUGAUGGCAUUCUAAUCUUGCCCCAUUCAGGUUGGGGAGUGAAGUGUGGGGCCCUUUUCCCCCCUUGCUAUGAAAGAACAGAUUCCUUGACCACAGUACACUACUGUUGGGAAAAGAAGGCUACACAUGACUUCCAAAACUUUGUUUCUUUUCUUUCAGACCAAGAUCGUAGAAGAAGACGCAUCCAGCCAGCUUAGCCAAAGUACAGGCAUAUAUAGUUCAGGACACUUGAUUUCAAUUUGAAGGAGCUGGGCGGGCUACGAGUGGGCAGAGAGCAGGAGAGGAGUAAAGAGAAUGGUGGUGUGCAGGUCUCUCUUUCCAAAUAUGUAAAUAUUCUAUACCAGAUAAGUUUAAGUAAGGAACUCAAUUGCUGCUUACUUUCUGAUUUCUGUACUUGAUCUGUAUAACAAGCUUUGUGGUCAGAAGAUUUUAUAUCUACUUAAAUUGCUGCUCUUUAGCAGAAAAACAGGAGCAAAAUGUAAAAUUUUUGAACUUAACUGUAUCUGUCAUUUGUUAGUCUGUAGUUGAUGUUAAAAGUUAAUUUAUGAAUCCAUGAUCUUUGCACACUACACCAAAGUCAGUCAUAAGAGAAAUUCAGUGCUCUGGAGAGCUUAUUGUAAGGGUGGUGAUUCCUCUUUGUGUACUGGUGUAGUUGUCUUUAUUUUCAUGUUACUAUUUAAUAUGAAAUACCUAAGCUGCCAUGUGUUUUUGUUUUUUACAAUCUUCAAGGAAGAAUACAUAACAAUUUCCCAUUUCAUAUUCAGAGAAUGAAAGUGGAUGCUAUUUUGUGAUGCUGAAAAUACCUAAAGGUUCAUUGAAUGCUGGGAAGGGGGAUACUUUCUUAUGUUGAUUCUAACCUGUUAAUGUUUCAGAAGGAAAAGAGAAACUAUGUGGGUUUCCCCCCUCAGGUCUGAGUAGCAUUGCCUUAAAUUUUAUCCAGUUCAAAAAUUGAUUUAUUUACAUGAUGUUCAAAUUUUCCAACAAAAAAUAUCUUUCCAAAAAUAUAUUUAUUCUCCCAAAGGUAUUUGUGCUGUUGUAAAUACUCCUUGAGAUUUUAAGGGAAUUCUACUGUUGUACACUUGAGUGGCAGCUCUAACUGUUGGCAGAGCCAUUUGUUAUCUGUGAUAGUGACUUUCCUGCUAUGCAGGAACCCUGUGAAGUGUGCAUUUUAUAUGAUGUGUGCCUCUUCAUGCAAUCAAUACUUCCUUGUUAAUGUAUGCUUGAGGGGCUUUAAACUUCAGUGUCAUUUACCCAUGAAGUUAUUCACAUUGUAAAAGGAUAUACAAGAAAUUAACAACUACCUUUUUUAUUCUUUCAGGUUACUAAGCUCACUUUAUGAAAAUGAUUAGAAAUACUUAGCAUGACAAAUUUGGUAACUUGUCUGUUUCAGCAUGCGUGAGACUUUUCCUUAGAGAAACAUAAUGCUUGAGUCAACUAACUAAGCCUUUGUACAUUAUCAAAGGGGAACCAAGUCUGCUGUGCUCACAUCAGCAUCUGGAAGAUUCUCCUCUCUUCUAAUCUAUGUGCACAUCUCCAAGCAAAGAAGGAAAAAAACAAACUCUGCUCAUACAUCUGGUGGGUUUAGACACCUGAAUGAACCUAGAUGAAGUACAGUCUGAGUUGCCAUCACGCACAAGUAGAGCUGCUCUCGGACUUUUCUGUUCUUUGUGAACCCUACACGUUUAAAUGACUUGAACCUUCUCUUUUAAAGUUAUUUUUUAAGGUUCCUUGGCAUUUUAUCCUAGUUGUUCGUGUUUGGCAAUGUGAUGUUAUAGUAAUAGACUUUUAAUCUUUA
This is a messenger RNA of Eptesicus fuscus (big brown bat), 4537 nucleotides long. It is a transcript of the gene SLC9A6, whose product is annotated as solute carrier family 9 member A6. Gene Ontology annotation, cellular component: recycling endosome; membrane. Bases 34 to 2232 code for a protein of 732 amino acids. The record is from RefSeq and is a predicted model, not a curated record. The transcript has 17 exons. Gene Ontology annotation, molecular function: sodium:proton antiporter activity. NCBI's taxonomy places the organism in Eukaryota, Metazoa, Chordata, Mammalia, Chiroptera, Vespertilionidae. Gene Ontology annotation, biological process: sodium ion transport; regulation of pH; proton transmembrane transport.